AGAUGAGUCGUGCAGUGUUACAACCAUUUGAAGUUUAUCAAAAAGCUAGAGUUUAAUUUGUGUAGACAGUGGCUGAGUUAGCAAAAAGACCAUAAAAUAUAGAGGCUUUAUAAUCAGCAGGUAAUGAAACCGUAAUAAAUGUUUUAGGCGUGAUGUCCUUAUUGAGACCUUUGUUAUUAGAUUGUGUACCAUCAAUUCAAUAAUCAGCAGCAUUGGCACUGGGAAGAUUGGCCAAACAUUCUGAAGAUUUGGCAGAAGCAGUUGUUUCGAACGAAAUAUUGCCAUAAUUAGUGAGUUCGUUGGGAGAACAAAAUCGUUUCUAUAAAAAAGCUGCAGCAUUUGUACUUAGAUGUGUAGCUAAACAUUCUUCAACUUUGGCAAUGGCAGUUGUUAAUUCAGGAGCUUUAGAAGCAUUGGUUCAAUGUUUAGAAGAAUUUGAUCCAAGUGUAAAAGAAGCAGCAGCAAGUGCUCUUCGUUACAUAGCUAAGUAAGUAUAAAAAGUAUUCUGUAUAGACACACAGCAGAUUUGGCUUAGGCAGUAGUAGAUGCAGGAGCAGUUCCAUUAUUGGUACUUUGUAUAUAGGAGCCAGAAACAACAUUAAAAAGAGUAUCAGCAGGUGCAUUAUCAGAAAUUUGCAAGCAUUCAGCAGAGUUGGCUUAGAAUGUAGUAGAUGCAGGUGCAGCACCAUUUUUGAGUGCAUUGAUACCUCAUCAUGAUGCAGAAUUGAAGAGAUCAGUUUGUUUUUGUUUAGCAAAUAUAGCAAAACAUACAAUAGAUUUGGCUGAAGCAAUAGUAGAUGUGGAUAUUUUUCCAAAGAUUUUAUAUAGAUUAAAAGACACAGAUCCUGGAGUUAGGUAUAGUAAUUAAUAAAUAAUAAAAUAGAAAGGCAGCAGCUACAUGUAUAAGAGAAAUAGCACGAUAAUCAUAAGACUUAGCUAAAAUGAUUUGUAGUGCAGGUGCAGUAGUGUCAAUAGUUGAUUACAUUAAUGAAGCAAAAGGGGAUGCUCGUUUACCAGGAAUAAUGACAUUAGGAUUUAUAGGAGCAUUUGAUGAAGCUUUAGCAAUGGGAAUAAUAGCAGCUAAAGGAAUUGCACCUUUAAAAGAUGCUCUAAUUAAAGAACCUGAUUAAUCUGUAAAGAGUGCUUCUGCCUGGUCUCUUGGUAUGAUUGGAGGGCAUUCUGCUGAUCAUUCUAGAGCAAUGGCUGAAGCUGAUGUUCCAUCACAUUUACUUGCUGUAUUAUAUUUUAUUUAUUUAUUUUAAGGUUUAUAAAUUCCCUGAAUCUAGUGAAGAUCUUAAAAAGAAAUCAAGUUAAGCUUUGAAAUCUAUUUUAUAAAUGUGCACAUAUUUACCUGCAUUAGAACCAUUAAUCUCAGAAGCACCUCCUGAUAUUCUAUAAUAUGUUUUACAUCAAUUCCAAAAGACUUUACCUAAUGAUAAUGCUGCUAAAAAGUAUAUUAUUCUUUAUUAUCUUUAGAUAAUUUGUAUUAUCUGAAGGUCUCAAGAAGAUACAAGAAAUUAAAGCUAAUCCUGGAUCCAAAUUAAGAUAAUAUAUAGAUGAAAUCAAUUCAUAUUAUCCACCAGAAAUUAUUCAAUAUUACAGUGCUGGUUACGAACAACAAUUGCUCAAGAAGUUAGACGAUUAUAAUGCAGAUUGAAAAUUUAUAAUAUUCAUCCAAAUAUAUAUUAUUUACAAAAACCAAC
Molecule: messenger RNA, 1703 nt
Organism: Paramecium sonneborni
Lineage: Eukaryota; Ciliophora; Oligohymenophorea; Peniculida; Parameciidae
Source: the annotation of a GenBank genome assembly